Messenger RNA from Cryptomeria japonica (Japanese cedar), 342 nucleotides. RefSeq lists its product as uncharacterized. The transcript has a single exon. The record is from RefSeq and is a predicted model, not a curated record. NCBI's taxonomy places the organism in Eukaryota, Viridiplantae, Streptophyta, Pinopsida, Cupressales, Cupressaceae. Bases 1 to 342 code for a protein of 113 amino acids.
AUGAUGUGGCCACGAGCUAGUGGCCUCCUGCCACAUGGCGGGCGUGGAUUCACCGGGUGUCAUGCUGACGGGGCCGGGUGUCCGUGUGGUGGAGGAGGUGGCGGUAGUGGAGGGCCCGUCGAAGGGCCGGCGGUGGCAGGUGGGUCGUCGGUGGGGCGGUGCGGAGGAGCGUCGGCGGUGGAGGGGCCGACUGGAAGCGGCGUGGCGGGGGCAACGGUGGCGGGGCCGGAGUGGCCUGCACGGCGGAGGAGUGGGGCCUGCGUGGGCGGUGGUGCAUGGAGAGGCUGUGAGGUGGCAACUGCGGGGGCCGCUGGAGACUGGCUGGCGGCGGUAGAGGGAUAG